Psilocybe cubensis is the source of this 1608-nucleotide messenger RNA. RefSeq names its product putative transporter. The record is from RefSeq and is a predicted model, not a curated record. Gene Ontology annotation, biological process: transmembrane transport. Gene Ontology annotation, molecular function: transmembrane transporter activity. The transcript has 10 exons. The coding region runs from base 1 to 1608 and encodes 535 amino acids. Gene Ontology annotation, cellular component: membrane. Lineage: Eukaryota; Fungi; Basidiomycota; Agaricomycetes; Agaricales; Agrocybaceae.
AUGACAAAACCUGGUCAUCAACUGGAUGCAAAUGAUUCUUUAUCUAGCAGAUCAAGCCCUGAGAAGGCAGAAGUACUGGACCAUGUCGACGAGAACGAGGUGAAGAGAGCGGUCCUCAAAAUGGAUCUAACAAUCCUUCCGAUUAUGACAAUGCUUUAUCUACUUUCGUUCUUGGUCUGUCCUCAUUCUCCUGUGCCAGAAUAUACUCUAACCCUGCAUUUCAGGACCGCUCGAAUAUCGGUAAAUAUUGUGUGGUUGAGAAUUGACUUCAAAGUUGAAUGUUCACACCGCCUCCGACGUGUAGGUAAUGCACGAGUAGCCGGCCUGCAAAAGGGUUUGCACAUGACAGACCAUCAAUACCAAAUCGCUGUUACCAUUACUUAUGUUCCGUAUGUACUCAGCGAAAUUCCAGCAAAUCUCAUUUUGCGGAAAGUUGGACCUAAUUUGUUGAUGCCGACAAUUCUCACCUUUUGGGGAAUCAUUGUUCUUGCUCAAGGUUUUGUCACGUCGUUCCGCGGGCUAAUCGCCACGCGGGCCUUCUUGGGUUUGGCAGAGGGGCCAAUGCUUCCUGGAAUAGUUCUAUAUCUCUCUGGAUUUUACACUCGUGAAGAACUUUCCUUACGCAUUGCCCUAUUUUUUUCAGCGGCAUCGUUGUCCGGAGCUUUCUCUGGUCUACUUGCAGCUGCCAUUGUAAACAUGCACGGAGUAGGAAAUAAACCUGCUUGGGCAUGGAUAUUUAUUUUGGAAGGGAUCUUCACAAUCAUUGUUGGACUUGCGGUGUUUUUCCUUAUUCCCGCAACGCCGAAGGAUUCGAGGUUUUUGUCAGAUCGACAGAAAAAGUUAGUUGCUGAGCGACUAAAUCGCGAUCGACCAGCCAUUCAAUCGUUAGAUACCUUUAGCAUUAAGCAAGUUCUAUCCGUCCUUGUCUCUCCGCAUGUCUUCAUUGCAGCUAUUACAAACUUUAUGGGAGGUGUAAACCUCUUUGGUCUUGCUCUAUUUUUGCCAUCUAUUGUCAACCAGCUUGGAUUCAGCCCAAACCACACACAACUCCUUAGUGUUGGACCAUUUGCUGUGGGGUUUGCCGUUACUUUGGUUACAGCUUAUUUAUCCGACAAAUACAAGGCUAGAGCAGCAAGCAUCAUAGGGAUACUUCUGCUUUCCGUUGCUGGAUACUCGCUUUCUUUAGCAUCACCUGGAAAGCAUGCGUCUUAUGCGGCUCUUUACCUGAUGGUUCCGGGUGCAUAUGCAAUCGUACCAAUCAUAUCUGCAUGGUUUGCAAACAAUACGGAACCUCACUAUAGACGAGCUACGAGUAUAGCUUUGGGCCUAGGACUUGGAAACUGUGGAGGUAUAUUGAGUACUUGGAGUUACCCUUCAAAUGAAGGUCCAAAGUACCGCAAAACCACAAUUAUGAACCUCGUGUUCUCGCUCGUGAUGAUGGUUUUGACAAUGAUCAACGCAUUGCUGCUUAUUCGACUAAAUAGGCAGAAGAAGGAAAGAAGGUCUGAUAUACUUGCCCCAUAUGCUUCACAAUGCGAACCGGAUGGUGGAUUGAGGGCAUGGAAUGCACUGGGGGAUCGUCACCCGGAUUUUAAAUACGUUAUUUGA